AAACAGGAAAUUUGACCAACUGAAAGGGACUCGAGAGUAAAUUCCAUUCCAAGAGCCAUUAUGAUAUCUGCAACAGCCCCCCUUCAAUCCCACCAACAAAAGCUAAAUCAGAAAUAAAAAGAGAAUUUCUUUUAGUUUCCUGCAAAAACGAACAGCUACAGCAACUGCUGCUUUCUUGAAUUUUACAUUUCUAUUUUUUCCCCCAAAAAAGAGAGUGAGAAAUAAAUAAAGGGUAAAAAAAGGGUAGGAAAAAGAAAGAAGACGAGGGGUUCUUUUUUUCUCAUUAUUGUGGUAUGGAGUUAUAGAUGGUAAAGGGGGAAGAAAUUGAAGGAAAGAUUCUUUCUUGGGGAUCUGACAUUUGUAUCCUGCUCUACUGGGCUGCAAAAAAAUGUCUCAAACCAACUGGGAAGCUGACAAAAUGUUGGAUGUCUAUAUUCACGAUUAUUUAGUGAAGAGAGAUUUGAAGGCUACUGCUCAGGCUUUCCAAACCGAAGGAAAAGUAUCAUCCGAUCCUGUUGCUAUCGAUGCUCCUGGCGGUUUUCUCUUCGAAUGGUGGUCUGUCUUUUGGGAUAUUUUCAUUGCCAGGACCAAUGAGAAGCAUUCCGAAGUUGCUGCAUCUUAUAUCGAGACUCAGUCAAUGAAGGCAAGGGAGCAACAGCAGCAGCAACAGCAGCCACCACAGUCGCAGCACCAACACCAGCAACAGCAGCAACUGCAGAUGCAGCAGCUUUUACUGCAGCGGCAAGCUCAGCAGCAGCAACAGCAACAACAACAACAACAGCAGCAGCAACAGCAGCAACAACAACAGCAGCAUCAGCAGCAGCAACAUCAGCAGCAGCAGCAGCAACAUCAACAACAACAGCAACAGCAGCAGCAGCAGCAGCAGCAACAGCAACAACAGCAGCAGCAGCAGCAACAAGCACAUCAGCAGCAGCAGCAACGGCGUGAGGGCGGCCACCUCUUGAAUGGAUCAGCUAAUGGGAUUGUUGGGAAUGAUCCUCUCAUGAGACAAAAUCCCGGAACUGCCAAUGCUUUGGCAACAAAGAUGUACGAAGAGAAAUUAAAGCUCCCCGUUCAGAGGGAUUCCUUGGACGAUGCAGCCUUAAAGCAAAGAUUUGGGGACAACGUAGGCCAGCUUUUGGAUCCUAACCAUGCUUCAAUCUUGAAGUCAGCUGCAGCAGCUGGCCAGCCAUCUGGGCAAAUGCUGCACAGUUCUGCCGGUGGAGUAUCUCCCCAAGUUCAAGGAAGAAGCCAGCAAUUUCCAGGGUCUACACCAGACAUCAAAACUGAAAUGAAUCCUAUCCUCAAUCCAAGAGCUGCUGGCCCUGAAGGAUCGCUGAUUGGAAUCCCUGGGUCAAAUCAAGGUGGUAACAAUUUGACGUUGAAAGGAUGGCCUUUAACUGGUCUCGAUCAGCUUCGUUCUGGUCUUCUCCAGCAGCCAAAGUCAUUUAUGCCGGGUCCUCAACCGUUUCACCAACUGCAGAUGCUAACGCCUCAGCACCAGCAGCAGCUUAUGCUGGCACAGCAGAGUCUGACUUCCCCGUCUGCCAAUGAUGUCGAGAGCAGAAGGCUGAGGAUGCUUCUGAAUAACCGAAGUCUGUCUAUGGGGAAAGAUGGGCUCUCUAAUUCAGUUGGGGAUGUAGUUCCUAAUAUUGGAUCCCCACUGCAAGCUGGUUGCCCGGUUUUGCCUCGUGCAGACCCAGAGAUUUUGAUGAAGAUGAAGAUUGCACAAAUGCAGCAGCAGCAACAACAGCAGCAGCAACAGCAAAACAAUAACCAAACGCUACAGCAGCAACACCCACAGCAUAGUCUCUCGGGUCAGCAGCCUCAGAGUUCUAACCACAAUCUCCAGCAAGACAAAAUUAUGGGUGGCGGCAGUGUUACGGGUGACGGUAGCAUGUCGAAUUCCUUCCGAGGAAAUGAUCAGGCUUCUAAAAACCAGUCCGGAAGAAAACGAAAGCAACCUGUAUCAUCUUCUGGCCCUGCUAAUAGCUCGGGGACUGCGAACACUGCUGGUCCUUCUCCCAGUUCGGCUCCAUCGACGCCCUCAACGCAUACACCUGGGGAUGUCAUGUCUAUGCCUAAUAUGCCACACAGUGGUAGUUCUUCGAAGCCUCUGAUGAUGUUUGGAUCUGAUAACACCGGUACCCUUACAUCACCAUCUAACCAGUUGUGGGACGAUAAAGAUCUUGCGCAAGCUGACAUGGAUCGUUUUGUGGAUGAUGUUGAAGACAAUGUGGAGUCUUUUUUAUCGCAUGAUGAUGCCGACCCCCGAGAUGCAGUUGGUCGUUGUAUGGAUGUUAGCAAAGGGUUUACAUUUGCGGAGGUUAACUCUGUUCGCGCUAGUUCAAGUAAAGUCGUGUGUUGCCACUUCUCGUCAGACGGGAAGUUACUUGCCAGUGGCGGUCAUGACAAAAAGGCUGUUUUGUGGUUCACGGACGCUUUGAAGCCAAAAACUACACUUGAGGAACACACAUCGCUUAUUACUGAUGUUCGUUUCAGCCCUAGCAUGGCUCGCCUUGCCACAUCAUCAUUCGACAAGACCGUCCGAGUCUGGGAUGUGGAAAAUCCUUCGUAUUCUCUUCGGACCUUCACCGGGCACUCUUCUGGUGUGAUGUCGUUGGACUUCCACCCGAACAAAGAUGAUCUCAUCUGUUCCUGCGACGGUGACGGUGAAAUAAGAUACUGGAGUAUCAACAAUGGUAGCUGCGCACGAGUUUUCAAGGGUGGAACUUCCCAAGUGAGAUUCCAACCCCGACUUGGACGGUAUCUCGCAGCAGCUGCUGAAAAUGUCGUGUCGAUAUUGGAUACCGAGACGCAAGCCUGCCGGCAUUCAUUAAAGGGUCACACGAAACCUAUCCAUUCCGUGUGCUGGGACCCGUCGGGAGAUCUCCUGGCAUCAGUGAGCGAGGACUCUGUGAGGGUGUGGACGAUGAGGUCCGGGAAUGAAGGGGAGUGCGUGCACGAGCUCAGCUGCAACGGCAACAAAUUCCACUCUUGCGUUUUCCACCCGACCUACUCCUCGUUGCUUGUCAUCGGUUGUUAUCAGUCUCUGGAGCUGUGGAACAUGACGGAGAACAAGACGAUGACGCUAUCCGCUCACGACGGGCUGAUCGCGUCGCUGGCUGUCUCCUCCGUGGCCGGUGUCGUCGCGUCCGCCAGCCACGACAAGAUCGUGAAGCUGUGGAAAUGAUUGAUGAGAUAAUACGUAGCUUUUGUCGACCGAUGUAUUCUGUGUUGUCUGAUUUUGUAAUUUUAUUUUUAUUUUUAUUUUUUAUUUUCUUGAUAGGUUUUUAUGGAAACCAACUUGUAGGUUUAGAAACUAACUGUUAAUCUCUUAUGUUGUUUCUGCUACUAAGUAAUUUGACUCUCUACACAAUUACUAAGAAUGCAUGAAUUUCUCUUCUUUAUUUA
Messenger RNA from Salvia miltiorrhiza (redroot sage), 3414 nucleotides. RefSeq names its product transcriptional corepressor LEUNIG. The transcript is spliced from 19 exons. Gene Ontology annotation, cellular component: nucleus. NCBI's taxonomy places the organism in Eukaryota, Viridiplantae, Streptophyta, Magnoliopsida, Lamiales, Lamiaceae. The coding region runs from base 389 to 3193 and encodes 934 amino acids. Gene Ontology annotation, molecular function: protein binding. The record is from RefSeq and is a predicted model, not a curated record.